AUGAGCAGCCCGACCGCCGAUUCGCCCGAAACCGCCCGCCGCCUCGCGACCGCGGUUGCCAUCGCCCUGGAAGCGGGCACCGAAACGCUUAAACUAUUUCGUAAAAAAGACUUACAAGUCGACCGCAAGGACGACAGCUCGCCCGUCACGGCGGCCGACCGCGCGUCCGAGACGCUGCUCCGCGAGCGGAUCGCCGACGCCUACCCCGACGACGGCAUCCUCGGUGAGGAGUUCGGCGAGACGCCCGGCGACUCCCCGUACCGCUGGAUCCUCGACCCGAUCGACGGCACCAAGUCGUUUAUCCACGGGUCGCCGCUCUACACCACCCUAGUCGCGGUGACCUACACCCCGCCGGGCCAGCCGCGGGAGACCGCCGAAGAGCCCCUGAUCGGCGUCAUCCACUCGCCCGCGACCGACGAGACCGCCUACGCCGCCACCGGCGGCGGCUGCUGGUACCGCAGCGGCGACGAAGAGCCGGUCCGCACCCAGGUUUCGUCGACCAAGUCGCUCAGCGAGUCGCUCCUGCUGACCACCGACGUGGCGGCCAUCGCCAGGGAACGCACGCCCGAGGCGCUCGACGCCUACCUCGACCUGAUGCACGCCUGCCGGCUGAACCGCACCUGGGGCGACGCCUACGGCUACCUGAUGGUGGCCACCGGCCGGGCCGAGGUGAUGAUCGACCCCAAGCUCAGCCUGUGGGACGCGGCCGCCCUGAAACCGGUCAUCGAAGAGGCCGGCGGCGUGUUCUGCGACUGGCAGGGGGUUCCGACCGUACACACGGGCGACGGCGUCGCCACGAACGGCCAGAUCACCGAGCAGGUGCUCCGCUACACGCGGGGAGCGGACAAAAGUAGCGAGUUGCCGAGCGGUCGCUCGACCGGGCCGGCGCGGCCGAUCGCCGCAAGCCGGCUCGCCAUUGUGGCUUCCGCAGAAUUGGCUAUAUUGGCGGACUUCGGAGCGGAGCAGAUGGCUCGCCAGUGCGAAAUCUGUGAGAAGCAGGCCCAGAUGGGCAACCAGGUCACGACCCGCGGUAAGAAGAAGUACCUGGGCGGCGUCGGCACCAAGAUCACCGGCAUCACCCGCCGCAAGUUCAAGCCCAACCUGCAGCGGGUCAAGGUGACCGGCGCGGACGGCCAGAACCGCCACGCGCUGGUGUGCGUGCAGUGCAUCCGCAACGGCGCGGUCAAGAAGGUCGUCCGCCAGGCGCCGUUUGUGGUUGCGCUGCUCGCCCGGUUGACCCUGACCGAGGACGAGGCGCAGCAGAUGACGCACCAGCUAAACGACAUCGUCACCUACGUUGACCACCUCUCGGAGGUGGACACCGAGGGCGUCGAGCCGAUGGCGCACGCCGUGGAGGUGCACAACGUGCUCCGCCCCGACGUGGUGCGCGACAGCCUGCCCCGCGACCAGGCGCUGGCCAACGCCCCCAAGCACUCGGGCGUCGGGUACCUGGUGCCGGCGGUGCUGGGCGACUGCGCGGGCGAGACCUCCUCCCGCGAGAUCACCCAGGCCUGCCUGGACCGCAUCGAGUCCCACGACGCCCAGGUCGGCGCGUUCCUGCGGGUCGACGCCGACGCCGCACUGGCGCAGGCGGACGCGAUCGACAAACGCCGCGCAGCCGGCGAGACGCUCGGCCCGCUGGCCGGCCUGCCGGUCGCCGUGAAGGACCUGCUGUGCCAGCAGGGCGAGCCGACCACCUGCGCGUCGCGGAUGCUGGAGAACUUCCGCCCGCCGUACGACUCCACCGUGGUCGCCAAGCUGCGCGAGGCCGACGCGGUGCUGCUGGGCCGCACCAAUAUGGACGAGUUCGCCAUGGGCGGCUCGACCGAGAACUCGGCGUUCCAGCCGACCCGCAACCCGUGGGACCUGAAGCGUUCGCCCGGCGGUUCGAGCGGCGGCGCCGCGGCUUGCGUUGCCGCCGGCAUGGCGCCGCUGUCGAUCGGCACCGACACCGGCGGCUCCAUCCGGCAGCCCUCGGCGUUCUGCGGCGUGGUGGGCAUGAAGCCGACCUACGGCCGGGUCAGCCGGUUCGGGCUCGUGGCGUUCGCCAGCAGCCUCGACCAGGUCGGCCCGAUCGCCGGCAGCGUGACCGAUGCCGCGUUGCUGCUGGACGCGAUCGCGGGGCACUGCGAGCGGGACUCCACCUCGCUGGACGUCGCCAAGCCGAACUACCUUCAAGACAUCGACAAGCCGCUCGACGGGCUCCGCCUGGGCGUGGUGACCGAGCACUUCGGCAAGGGUCUCGACCCCGAGGUCGAGAGCGCCGUCCGCGCCGCCAUCGCCGCGUACGAAGGGCAGGGCGCCGAGAUUGUCGAGCUGUCGCUGCCGCACAGCAAGCACGCCGUGGCGACCUACUACGUCAUCGCCCCGUGCGAAGCGUCCAGCAACCUGGCCCGCUAUGACGGCGCCCACUACGGCUACCGCACCGAAGAACGGGCGAUGCUCGCACAGCUGCAGGCCGACCGCAAAGCGGCCCAGGAGGCCGGCGAUGAGCAGGCCCUGGACGACAUCGACACCGCCCUGGUGCGGAUGUACCGCCAGAGCCGCUCGGAGGCGAUUGGCCCGGAGGUCAAACGCCGCAUCAUGCUCGGCGCUUACGCCCUCAGCGCCGGCUACUACGACGCCUACUACCUCAAGGCGCUCAAGGUGCGGCGGCUGAUCCGCCAGGACUUCGACCAGGCGUUCGAGAAGGUCGACCUGAUCAUCGGCCCCACCACCGCCGCCCCCGCCCCCGAGCUUGGCCAAUUCGACGACAACCCGCUCGGCAUGUACCUGCUGGACCUGUACACCGUCAGCGCCAACCUGGCGGGUCUGCCGGCGAUGAGCCUACCGUGCGGCCAGAGCAAGUCGGGCCUGCCGAUCGGCCUGCAGCUGCACGCCCCGCCGCUGGAAGAGGCCCGCCUGCUGCGCGCCGCGCGGAUGUUCGAGCAGAGCGGGGCCUGGGAAACCAAGCGAAUACAGAGCGACACCGCCAACUUCCAACCGCCAAUCUCCAACCGCUUCCCCAUGUACACCACUGUCAUCGGCCUGGAAGUCCACGUGCAGCUCGCCACCAAGAGCAAGCUGUUCUGCGGCUGCAGCACGGCCUACGGCGCCGAGCCCAACACGCAGACCUGCCCGGUCUGCAUCGGCAUGCCGGGCUCGCUGCCGGUGAUGAACGAAGAAGCGGUCGCCCUCGCCAUCGAGACCGGCCUGGCGCUCAACCUGCAGAUCGCCGGCUUCACCAAGUGGGACCGCAAGCAGUACUUCUACCCCGACCUGCCCAAGGGCUACCAGAUCAGCCAGUACGACCUGCCGAUCACGCACGACGGCUGGCUGGAGAUCGAGGACCCCAAGGGCGCCUUCGAGCCGAAGAAAGUCCGCAUCCUCCGCGCCCACCUGGAAGAGGACGCGGGCAAGAGCCUGCACGACGAGGCGGCCGGCAAGGGCGACACGCUCAUCGACCUCAACCGCACCGGCACGCCGCUCUUGGAGAUUGUCAGCGAGCCCGACCUCCGCAGCGCCGCCGAGGCCAAGGCCUACCUGACCGAGCUGCGGCUGCUGCUCACCUACCUGGGCGUAUCGGACUGCAACAUGCAGGAGGGCAGCCUGCGGGUGGACGCCAACGUCAACCUUCACAUCCCCUCCGACGACCCCGACGCCAAGGACGGCAAGUUCGCCACGCCGAUCGUCGAGAUCAAGAACAUGAACAGCUUCCGCGCGGUGGAGCGGGCCAUCGAGUACGAGGCCGAUCGCCAGCACCGCGAGUGGAAGGAAACCGGCCGGCGGCUCGGCCAAUCGCCCAAGCAGACCCGCGGCUGGGACGACGCCGCCGGCGUGACCCGCGCCCAACGGAGCAAAGAAGAGUCGAGCGACUACCGCUACUUCCCCGACCCCGACCUGGCGCCGGUGGCGAUCACCUCGGCCGAGGUCGACAAGGUCCGCGAGCGGCUGAUCGAGCUGCCCGCCGCGAUCCGCCAGCGGCUGGUCGCGGACUACGGCCUGUCGCUCUACGACGCCGACGUCAUCGUCAACCAGGGCCGGCCCACGGUCGACUACUACCUGACCGUGGCGGACCAGUCCGGCGACAACAAGCUGGCGGCCAACUGGCUCACGCAGGACGUGCUCCGCACGCUCAAGCACCAAGAGAUCGGCAUCGAGCAGUUCGCGAUCCCGGCCGACCGCCUGGCCGGCUUCGUGAAGAAGGUCUCCGCGGGCGACCUGCCGAGCUCCCGCGCGCGGGAGGUGUUCGACGCGAUGCUCGACUCGGGCGCCGACGCCGACGCCGCGAUGGAGUCGCUCGGCAUCACCCAGGUCGACGACUCGGAGAUCGACGCGCUCUGCCAGGAGCUGCUCGCCGCCAACCCGAAGGUCGUGGCCGACGUGCAGGGCGGCAAGCAGCAGGCGAUCGGCGCCCUGAUCGGCCAGGCGAAGAAGAAGAACCCCAACAUCGACCCCGGCAAGUUCCGCCAGACCUGCCUGGAGCUGAUCGCCAAAGGCUGA
This is a messenger RNA of Symbiodinium pilosum, 4482 nucleotides long. Lineage: Eukaryota; Dinophyceae; Suessiales; Symbiodiniaceae. The record is from the annotation of a GenBank genome assembly.